This is a messenger RNA of Melampsora larici-populina 98AG31, 2787 nucleotides long. RefSeq lists its product as uncharacterized. The transcript is spliced from 3 exons. The record is from RefSeq and is a predicted model, not a curated record. Gene Ontology annotation, cellular component: nucleus. Bases 1 to 2229 code for a protein of 742 amino acids. Lineage: Eukaryota; Fungi; Basidiomycota; Pucciniomycetes; Pucciniales; Melampsoraceae. Gene Ontology annotation, biological process: regulation of transcription by RNA polymerase II. Gene Ontology annotation, molecular function: DNA-binding transcription factor activity, RNA polymerase II-specific; RNA polymerase II cis-regulatory region sequence-specific DNA binding.
AUGAACAAUCUAUCCACGUUUUUCUUUCAAAACCUAGACCCAGUAGCUGGAAAUUUCAAUGAACAAAGUCUUUCGAAUGCCGAGGUUUCCAAAUCUGAUUCAUCCAAUGGUCUUCGAUCAUUGUCUAGACCAGUAGAAGAAACGACUAUCGACCCAUCUGUGCUUAAUACUUUGGGCACCGAAGAGGUAGACUUUUUCAAUAAGUUUCUCGGCUUCACUACUACCCCGAGUGUUGUUCCCAACGAUCCUCAAGUGGACUUAUUGAAUCAAAUUCUCGGUAUGCCAACAACUGCAUCGGCUGAAUCACCACCAUUGAUUCAGAACCCCGAUAACUUGGACUACUUGUUUGGCGAUGAAGCUGAAGACUCUAACACUAGCAAUUCUUCAUCCUUGGAUUUAGAUCAGUCUGAGGUAAGUCAAGAGGUAGAAAGCAAGGCACCGGAACUUUACCGAUCCACUUCCUCCUCUACACCUGAAUUUCAUGGCGACCAUUCUAGCGAGUUGUCCAGCGCUCCGGCCAACAGUUUUAAAGAUCAUCAACAUCAACAAUACAACAUACCACCACUUCAAGUCUUUACUCGACCCUUAGGUAUGGAGGAUGAUCCUUUGAUUGAGCAUUCACCACGAUUGAGUCAGAUGAUGAGGUAUCCCGAUGAGAUUCCAAUCGUCACCCUUGGAAGAGGAAAGAAGAACACGAGGAGUUUGAUCGAGAUGAGUGAAGGAGAAAUGGAAGAAGCUUUACAUGGUUUAAAUCCAUCUCAAAGUCGUCAAGCUAAACAGCAACAAGCCAUCAAGGAAUGGAAUGGUGCUUGUCAAUCUGCUUUAACUAAUGAGAUACCACAACAUCAAGAUUGGAACUCGAAGAACAAACUUCAUCUGACUGUUAACACCGCUCCUGAUCACCAAAGCCAACUCGACCAUCAAUCCUUUAACAAUUCUAUCCGCCAACAAUAUUCUUUGUCCGGGAAUGCGAACCGUGUCAUGGAAGGUGUUAUGAUGGCUCCUCCCAGAUCGGCUCCUCCAGAAAUCCGUCAUCACACUUAUAACUAUCUUCCCAAUCAACACAAUGGAAUCGACCAUCCUAAUGUCACUUUAGCUUUACCUACCCCUCCAUUAAGUGCUGGGAUCCACUCAAACUCUAAUCACGGAUUCGAUUUCUCUAGUUACGGAAGACUCAGUGCACCUGGCUAUAUGGGACCAAAUAGCUUACCACUGACUCGAUCGAUGAGCGACUAUGGAGCAGUCCCGAUGGCUAACCUUAAAUCUCCUUCUAAUUAUCUCAACGUUAAUCAUCAAUAUCUUCAAAUGCAACCAAACCAGAAACGAGAGUUUGAGAAAUCGAGCUUUGGACAAGCCGCUCAUCUUAAUAAUUCACUUGCUUUACCUACACCACCUUUGAGUGCUGGAUUGAGUUCGGGUACUAGUUUAGAUUUUUUUGAUUUCUCUAAUCAUUCGAUCCAAGGCUCACUUUCACACUUAGGUACCAACCAUGAUGUACAUGUUAAUAUGGCGACCACUAGUAAUCCAAGCUCAGUUCCAAGUCAAUCAAGCUUUCAAACUUACCCUACUUUACCUUUACGAUCGAAUAUUAAUAAUCCUUUAUCAGGUCAAUUUAAAGUACAAGAAAACCAAAGUCGAACUCGAACGAUUUCAUUUGGAUUAGAAGAAAACCCAAGUAAAAGAAGAUCGAUUGAUCCGAACCAACGAACCGAUUUACAACAAGAAAACCUAAGUACUCAAAUCGCCUUGAAACCUAAACUGAUAGGAUCCAGAUUAAAACCCGGACCGAAAGCGAAAUCGACCAUCGUUCAACAUCCUCCUAUCCAAGCCCAAUGUAAACUUUCGAACAAUGGAGUCUCUGAGAUCGGAUCGUUACCUAAAGAUGUGAUCAGAUGUUUGUAUAACCAUUUAGAUCAGAUGGGUGAAGAUGGAAAGAUGAUUAAGAAUUAUGUGUGUCAGAUUGAAGGAUGUGGUAGGGUGUUUCCUAGAAAGACGGCUAUUGAGAGUCAUAUUCAAACUCAUUUGGAAGACAAACCGUUUGUUUGUCCAGUACUGAAUUGUAAUGCUGCUUUUGUUAGACAACAUGAUUUACGUCGUCAUGAACAUAUUCAUUCUGGAAAUAAACCUUUCAGAUGUGAAUGUAACAAAGGAUUUGCAAGAGGUGAUGCUUUAAUGAGACAUCGUCAAAGAGGAAUCUGUAUUGGUAGUACAAUCCCUAGACGUUGUUGAUUGAUGAUUCUUUAUUUUGUUUGACUUUUUGUUUUUGUUUUUUCUUGAUGAUUUGAUACUUUUUUUUUUGAUCAAUUAUCUACUUCUUGAUUUGAUUUGUUUACUUUAAGAUCUUGAUCUUAUCUACAAUUUCUUUUUUUUUCUUUUAUUUAUCUGAUUCUGAUCAUUGGAUUUCGUCUUUCUUAUCUGAUUUUAGUUGGUUUCUAUGCAUCUCAUCUAAAAUUUCAAUUUGUCGUUUUUGUUUCCUUAUUUGAUUUUGAGAUUUAAUGAUAAGUUUUUCUAUCUUUAUUUCAUCAUUAAAAUCUAUUGAACUUUUUCUCUUUUUCUUUAUCGAUGGAUCAUGUUGAUCUUAUCUUACAAUUUAACUUUUUUUUUAAAAGAUCUUAAUUUUAUGUUUUUUGUUUCUUUAUUGGUUUAUCUUUUCUUGCUUGAAAUUUCAAUUCACCGAAUUUAAUUUCAUCUUUUUGAUUUUUUUUCAAUCUUUACGUUUGUUUGAUAUCACUUUCUAUAAUUCUUUUGAAUGAUAAUAUAGAUUUAUGAUUCCUGGAUUUUUCUCUU